Molecule: messenger RNA, 2597 nt
Organism: Jaculus jaculus (lesser Egyptian jerboa)
Lineage: Eukaryota; Metazoa; Chordata; Mammalia; Rodentia; Dipodidae
Gene: Meak7
Product: MTOR associated protein, eak-7 homolog
Exons: 8
Coding region: 94-1473 (459 amino acids)
Biological process (GO): TOR signaling
Source: RefSeq, a predicted model, not a curated record
CGGACCGGCUGGAGCGGUUCUGGGAAAGCCUGAAGCCGGGGCUUCCAUAGCUCGGGAAGGCGGAGCACCAGGAGAGCUGUGAAGAACGGGAAGAUGGGAAACAGCAAAAGCCUCUCGGAACAGAAGUUCUGUCCACAGUUCCUGCCCGAGGAGCAGACUGAGGUGGACAAGCUGUUUAACGUUCUGUCUUCGGGUAAAGGAGGCUCCACUGCAUAUGGGACUUUCUCUCUGGAGGCACUGAAGAGCCACGUCAGGGAGGCUCUCCCCGCAGAAAUGGUCACCAGACUUUAUGACAGCAUGCGGAGAGUCAAGCUGACUGGGAAGGCUCAGGGACCCAGCGAGCAUGUCUCCCGGGAGCAGUUCACAGCAGCGCUGUCCUACCUGCUGAAAGGAAACUCGGAGGAGAAGAGCCUCGUGGUUCGGAAAAUGAUCUCUGCUGAGGAAGGUCCUGUGAAAGCCAGAGAGGUCCAAAAGUUCACAGAGGACCUGGUGUGCUCAGUGGCACACGUGCUGACUCACCGACGGGAGCUGAGAGGCUGGACCCGGAGCCAGGCCACAGCGCCUCCUGCCAGCAUGCAGGCGCUGGCUGCUCAGCUGCUCUCCGAGAUGAAGUUCCAAGAUGGCCAGAAGUUUCUGGGACCUCAGUGGCUAGGCCAGGACUGUGACCAAACUGUGAUUGAGGACUGGCUAUUCCGAGUCCCCCAUGUGGCCACAUUUCUGAGCAUAGUCAUCCACAAGGGCCUUCUCCUCCUCUGCUCCUCCCUCAACCUGGCCACGCUGAUCCCAGAGCGCCAAGUGGACCAGGGGCAGCACUUUGAGAGCGUCCUGGAUGUGCUCUCUGUCAUCUACCUCAACUCCCAUCUGGCCGCGGAACAUCGGCAGCGCUGGCGCCUGCUCUUCUCCACGCAGCUGCAUGGGCAGAGCUUCUCACAGCUCUGCGGGCGCAUCACAUACCAGGGGCCCUGCCUUGUUCUCCUGGAGGACAGUGACGGCCAGGUGUUUGGUGGCUUUUCCUCCUGCUCCUGGGAGGUCAAGCCUCAGUUUCAAGGGGACAACACGUGCUUCCUGUUCUCCAUUGCCCCCCGCAUGGCUGUGUACACACACACGGGCUACAAUAACCACUACAUGUAUCUGAACCAUGGACAGCAGACCAUGCCAAAUGGACUGGGCAUGGGGGGACAGCACAACUACUUUGGACUGUGGGUGGACGCUGACUUCGGGAAAGGACACAGCAAAGCCAAACCCACGUGCACCACAUACAACAGCCCACAGCUGUCUGCCCAAGAGGACUUCCGUUUUGAUAAGAUGGAGGUGUGGGGGGUCGGCGUCCCCUCCGAGACACAGCUGGCCAAGGGUAAGAAGAGCAUCCUUGACUCAGAUCCUGAGGCCCAGGCCCUACUGGAGGCCAGUGGGCGGACUCGACACAGUGAAGGGCUCCGGGAAGACCCCAGCAACUAUGACACCAAUGAAUGAGGAGCUCCCAUGCCCUGCAGGCUUCCUAAAGCUGGAACUCCUCCAAACAGCCCACAAAUGUCCUUCCUACCAGGUUGGGCUGAGAUCCUUGGACACUCUCCUCUAACUCUUGGGUAGCUUAAACAUGGAGAGGUAUGGUGGUCACAUCCAACUCAUCCUGGGCAUGCUUAAUCAGAACAGCCAAGAAAAGUCCCUCUGAAGCCAUAUGCUGAUAGGGGUCGUCUCCAGAAACCCCAUGUCAGAUCAGCACCUUAAUCUUACGUUGUGUUCACUUUGUAUCAAUGGAACCCAAAGACACAGAGAUGUGUGGAACUCUGCUAGAAUUCACAGAUGUUGGGCACAUGAAUUCUUGCCUUGUGGGGGACUCUGCCUCCUGGGAGGUACUUGCUCUUUGGCUCAGGCAUCCCAGUAAGUGCCUUCGUAGCCCAUUGUGACUGGCAAAGGACAGAUACAUUUGGAUAGGGAUGUUGACACUUUGUGGGACAGCUUCUACUAGCACGACAUUUCUGGGUUUAUAAAAAGCCAUGUCAACGAUGGCAGUAGCUGAGGACUAAGGUGGCAUGGUCCCUGGUGGUAUGGGUCCUCAGCAGCAAUCUGUAACUAGUUCUCCCACCUUAACUGACUUGGUCAGCUCUUUCUAAAUGAGUCUGGUGAACGUAUGGAAAGACUAGAUCUAUCUAUAUAGAUGCCAAAUUUCAAUUGUAUUGUUAACUCAAAUGUGGAGGCAUUCAGAGACCAAAAUCUGGGAGGUUGUUUGAUAAGUGCAUGUGGUCUAUCCCAUAAGUUAGUGGAGAGUAGCAUCCAGUUUUAGAUGGGAGCAUAAAACCUCCAGGCACUGUUAGUCCUGGUCACUGCUAUUGCCUCUUGCUCAGGGCUCCUCCCAAGUGGAUGGUGAGUAAUCAGUGUAGGUUCACAUUAAACAGAUCCCAGUGAUCAUAACGUGCUGAGCACAGCUGCCAUCCCUCUGUAACAUGCACUGAAUCAUGGCUGUCGAGAAUCCUCCACUAAAAGGAUCUGUGAGCGCCUCUCUAAGACUUCUACCUCUUGUCUUUUGCUGUAACACAGACCCUUUGCAGAUCUGAUGAAAAUGAUUUCACCUCAAUUAAAAGCCAUACUAAGCUGAA